This is a messenger RNA of Hordeum vulgare subsp. vulgare (domesticated barley), 707 nucleotides long. RefSeq lists its product as uncharacterized. The transcript is spliced from 2 exons. The coding region runs from base 135 to 452 and encodes 105 amino acids. The record is from RefSeq and is a predicted model, not a curated record. NCBI's taxonomy places the organism in Eukaryota, Viridiplantae, Streptophyta, Magnoliopsida, Poales, Poaceae.
CCCAGCUCUAGUCGCCGUCGUCGACCAAAUCGCACCAGUCGCCGCCGGUGUUGCCGCCCGCCCAGCACUACUCAUCGCCGGCGUAGUAGUCCACCAAGCACCACUCACCGCCAGCGUCGUCGCGGCUGUGGAGCAUGUCUGCAUCGAGCUCUUCCCAUGGCUGUGGCCGCCCAUUCAUCCCCCUCAUCGACUGCCCCGGGGCGUGUGGUUCCUUCGUGAUGAAGCAUGUUUCCAGCACCGAGGAUCAUCCUGGAUGGGUGUACUACCGCUGCCCCAGCCAUGGUAAUGGAUGCAAUUUCUGGCAUUGGGAGAGGGAGUAUGUUGCUAUCCUGGUAAAUAAGAAGUUUCUCACUGGAGCUAAUGUUGUUGAUGCAAUUGGGUGGUCUGAAGACAGGAGAGAAGAGCUGGAGCGACACAAUGAACAAAGAAGAUCUAAAGAUGAAAUUUAUUAGGGGUCCAUGCUCUGAGGAGAGGAUGAAUGCAUCAUUGUUAUAGGUUCGCAGGCAGAUUGUUCUUCUAUUGAAGAUAGUUGUGGCAGUAGGUGUGCUCUUGUGCAUGAUGUGUCUGAUGCUAGUGAUGAAGUUAUGGUAGAUCUUAUAACUGUGAGGAAGUUGUGUUCUUCUCUUUUGGUUAUGUAAUCAAGUUGUGCAAGUUAUGGAAUUCUCUUUUGGUUAUGGUAGAUAUUGUAACUGUGAGGACGCUGUGUU